CCAAUCCAUUCAUUUGAGCAGCUCGGAUCCAACCUCCAACAUAGCAUGGCACAGCCCAUUCUUUCCUUCUCUCUGCUCCUCUGCAUCCUCUACUUCGCCGGCACCACCGCUUCUGCCGCCGUGGGCAAAAGUUCAACUUCACUUGGAUACAUCAAGACCUCAUGUAGCUCCACUCGCUACCCAUCGGUUUGCUUGCAGUCUCUCUCAGUCUACGCCAACAAAAUCCAGCGCAACCCACAGCAAUUGGCGCAGGCGGCACUAACAGUGAGCCUCAACAAGGCCAGAUCCACAGCUGCAUACGUCUCGAAGAUGACUCGAGUAAAGGGUUUGAAGGGUAGGCAAUACCAAGCUGUGAGGGAUUGUGUGGACAACAUGGGAGACAGUGUGGAUCGCCUCAGCCGUUCCAUGAAGGAGAUAAGUCAGACGGGUAGAUCGACCGGUCAGAGUGAUUUCUCGUGGCACAUGAGCAACGUUCAGACCUGGGUUAGUGCUGCUCUCACCGAUGAGAACACUUGCUCUGAUGGGUUCGCAGGACAUGGCAUGGAUGGAAAUGUUAAGACUGCCAUUAGAGCCAGAGUUGUAAACGUUGCUCAAGUCACUAGCAACGCAUUGGCCUUGAUCAACAAAUACGCUUCCAGGCACAGAGCCUAGACGCUGAGACGCCAUAGCUUUAAAGUAUGUUCUAGGAAUCUUGAGUCCAGGCUUGAUCUUAGUUCUGGUUUGGUUUUUGGUCUUUGGUCUUUGGUUACCUUCUGUUUUGAAUGCCUAUGAGUCUGAACUCUGAAGUGCAUGUGUAUGUAAGCAAAUGUGAACUGUACAUGUCAAAUAUAAGGCUUUUGAUCUAGCUUUUGGCUAGCUCUAUGUGAUGAUAGUAUGCUAUAAGGAUUGAGAA
Macadamia integrifolia is the source of this 892-nucleotide messenger RNA. Its product is annotated as 21 kDa protein-like. Bases 46 to 651 code for a protein of 201 amino acids. The transcript has a single exon. Gene Ontology annotation, molecular function: enzyme inhibitor activity. The record is from RefSeq and is a predicted model, not a curated record. Gene Ontology annotation, biological process: negative regulation of catalytic activity. NCBI's taxonomy places the organism in Eukaryota, Viridiplantae, Streptophyta, Magnoliopsida, Proteales, Proteaceae.